This is a messenger RNA of Cladocopium goreaui, 723 nucleotides long. The record is from the annotation of a GenBank genome assembly. NCBI's taxonomy places the organism in Eukaryota, Dinophyceae, Suessiales, Symbiodiniaceae.
AUGACGGAUCCGGGCGUCGUACCUCCGAACUGGGGAUUCUACAUGGGCGACGAGACGAAGAGGAGAAGGUAUUGCAAAAUGUGCAAUGUCUGGAAACCUGACCGGACGCAUCAUUGUAGCAUUUGCAAUCGCUGCAUCUUAAACAUGGACCACCACUGCCCAUGGAUCAACAAUUGCGUUGGAUUCUACAACAGGAAGUUCUUCAUUCAGUUAUUGUCCUACGUGUACCUGAGUCUGAUAAUAGUAGUGCUCUUCACCAUUCCAGAAAUGUAUUCCCGAGGAAUGGAGUUAACCAGGGGUCCCAACAAGUACGGCGAGUCAACUUUCUAUUGCCUGGAGACAAUUUUCCUGACUUUGGCGUUUUGCAUGGCCAUGUUGUUGAUAUGCACUCUCACCAACUUCAUUAAGUUUCACAUGAAGCUGGUGUUGGAAAAUUACACCACCAUUGAGAACCUGGAGCGUGAGGAGGGUGCAAAAAGUAAAUUCGACAUUGGGCGCCGCAGGAAUUGGGAACAGGUUUUCGGGCAGAACCCAUGGAUGUGGUGGAUUCCUCUCCACACGCAGGCUUCAAGGCCCAUCGGUGACGGAGUCAGAUGGCGAGUGCAUUACACCCGAGUCAUUGACGAGGACGAAGAAUUGCCAGCGGACGAAGAGGGGAUGUCGCAAGCCAGCAGACUCCUCAACCAGGGAAAUGCGUCCGCCAACCGUUCCGCUGGACGGUAG